Molecule: messenger RNA, 2535 nt
Organism: Haliotis rubra (blacklip abalone)
Lineage: Eukaryota; Metazoa; Mollusca; Gastropoda; Lepetellida; Haliotidae
Product: protein white-like
Exons: 17
Coding region: 19-1713 (564 amino acids)
Cellular component (GO): plasma membrane
Molecular function (GO): ATP binding; ABC-type transporter activity; ATP hydrolysis activity
Source: RefSeq, a predicted model, not a curated record
UCUGGCAAAUCGACUCUGAUGAAUGUCCUGACGUGCAGGAACACAGCACAGUACGUCACACAGGGCACAGUGAAGGUCAACGGCGUGGACGUUGGCCACGGCAUCAAGAACAUCUCCGCCUACGUGCAGCAGGAUGAGCUCUUCAUCGGCACACUCACAGUCAGAGAGCAUCUUACAUUCAGGGCCAUGCUGAGAAUGGACCAAACACUAUCAAAGUCCGAUCGUCUCCUAAGAGUCGAAGAGGUCAUCUUAGAGAUGGGACUCAGCAAGUGUGCUGAGACACAGAUCGGGACCCCAGGACGGACCAAGGGCAUCUCUGGUGGCGAGAUGAAGAGGCUGUCCUUCGCUUCUGAGGUUCUGACCAACCCACCACUGAUGUUCUGUGACGAGCCGACGUCAAGCCUGGAUUCGUUCAUGGCCCAGAACAUUGUGCAGACCCUCCAGAACAUGGCGUCCAAAGGCAGAACAAUCUUGUGUACCAUUCACCAGCCGUCGUCAGAGCUCUUCGCCAUGUUCGACCAGUUAUUACUGCUCUCUGAAGGACGGGUGGCAUUUAUGGGUUCAUCGUCGGAUGCAUUGAAGUUCUUUAAAAGCCAGUGUUACUCCUGUCCCCGGAACUUCAACCCGGCAGACUUCUAUAUCCACGUGUUGGCCGUGCAAAUUGGCGAGGAGGAGCAAUGUCGUGAAAAAGUGGAGAAGCUGUGCAAUGCAUUCCGUGAAAGUGACACAUGUCAUCACAUGAAAGACAGUAUUAACGACAUAUGUAAAGAUACACCAGAGAACAGGGCGCUGUCAAUCAUCAUAGAAGAUACAUGUGGAAACGGACGGUAUAGGUACCAGACGACUUGGAUCAGACAGCUCUCCAUUCUACUGUGGAGAAGUUGGAUCUGUGUGUACAGAAAUGCAUCGUUAUUCAGUGCUCGGAUCAUCCAGACAGUGGCGGUAUCAUUGUUGCUGGGACUAGUCUAUCUCAACCAGAAAUACGACCAAAAAGGUGUGAUGAACAUCAACGGUGCCCUGUAUAUCUCCAUCAUGAUGAACUCCGUCACAUGCCUGAUCGCUGUUGUCACUACUUUCACAGAGGAGGUGUCGGUGUUCUUGAGGGAGUAUGGGAGCGGGAUGUACCGCACCGAUGUGUACUAUCUUUCCAAAACCCUCGCCGAGCUUCCAACCUUUUGCGCCGUGCCGUUGAUCUUUGUAGCAAUCCUUUAUUGGAUGAUAGGAUUAUAUAGCGACGGAAUGGCGUUUCUGAUCUGUGCCGGGACAUUCAUACUUUGCUCCAAUGUUGCGCUAUCCUUUGGGUACAUGAUAUCCACGGCGUCCCCGUCGGCGGAGAUAGCACUAGCGAUUGUUGCCCCUUCCCUCAUGCCGAUGGUGUUGUUCGGUGGGAUGUUUCUAAACAACGCAUCGACUCCUGUGUACUUCCUGUGGCUGAAGUACCUGUCCUGGUACCAAUAUGCCUUUGAAAUCACGGCGGUUGUGCAAUGGCGGAAUAUACAGUAUCUAGAGUGUCCGGCUGGUAACAGAACGUCGGGGAACACGACGGAGCCCAAGGCACGUUGUUUCAGAGAUGGCAAGGAUGUUAUAGACUACCUCAGCUUCAGUGAGGACAACCUCAUGCUUGACGUGAUUCUCCUUGUCACCCUCCUCGUCUUCUACCGACUGGUAUCGUUCCUCAUCCUCCUGCUUAAGGCCAGGAGGUCUAGGUCGUAGCGCAACACAAACCAAAAUCCAGACACUCGGCGCCAGAUUGAAGGAAUGAUGGCAGGGCCUCGAGACCGCCCCGAAAGAAGAUGUGUAUCUCAAACUAUGACACAUACGUGUGGGAUAUAAUACAUGUGUCAAUGUCAUCCAGUUGUAACACCUUUAUUUUGAGACACCUACAAAUGGACUUUUAUCUCGUUAAUAUAAUGCACUUAGCAAUGUAGUAGGAAUGUUUAACGAUGUGAAAGCAGGUUGUGCUGAUCACAGGGUGGAUACAGCUUUUUGAGAAAGGGAGGGGGCCGGGGAUGCAGACUUCAUUUUCACCCGUUUUCACGACCCCCCUGGAUCCGCAUGUGCGAUCAUGUUUCUAGCACACCCUGAUAUAACCCCUUUAAAACGGCCUACUCCAUUUCUAAGUAGUAUUGUUAGAUUAGCAAGAUGAUUAUCGCAUUUUAUGUGGCGAGAUUUAGAAACAUGAUUUAUGCCCUGGUCACAUAUACCUGAAAAAAAUCGUCCGAUACCUUGGCGGUCUGGCAGGUGCCUGCACGGUCACUGGUGGGUUGCCGGAAGAUGUGCCACAGGUCCGUUACCGAUGGGAGUGUGGACCACCGGUCGCCGUACGAAUAUAACUUCCGAUUUGUCUGCGAUGUGUCGACGGGUCUUUCCAUACAGUCUUUCCGAUGUCAAAAACAUAGCCGAUGCCUGCGGAUGAUUGUCCAGCUCCCCGUCGGGUAUCUCUCAGUUUUGCCGAUUUUCAGCCCGGUCUGGCAUAUUAAACUAAUCAUUCAUUGCAAAAGCUGAUAUGUGACCUUGGCACAGCACAACCUGUGU